AUGCGCGCGGAGACCUACUCGAGCAGCGGCGAGAACGCCCAGCCAGCCACGACCAACUACCUCCCGGUCACGAGCUUUGACACGAAGAAGCCGGUCUCCAAGCGCCCGUGGUACCGCGUCCGCGACCCGCUGCUGCGCGAGUGCAUCGCCGAGGUCCUCGGCACGUUUGUCAUGAUGGCCUUUAUCAACGGCGUCGUCGCCCAGGUCGUCCUCGGCGAGGGCAAGAACGGCGACUACACCCACAUCUCGAUCGGGUGCGGCCUCGCCGUCACCUUUGGCAUCCACGCGGCCGGCGGCGUCUCGGGCGCGCACCUCAACCCGAGCGUCUCGUUCGCGCUCUGCGUCUAUGGCAUCAUGCCGUGGCGCAAGUGGCCGUUCUACAUGCUGUCGCAGAUGCUUGGCGCGUUCCUCGGCGCACUCUUUGUCUUUAUCAUCUACCUCCCGGCCAUCAACGUGUACGACGGCGACCGCGUCUGGAACAAGACGGGCGGCAUCUUUGCGACGUACCCGCAGUCGUACGAGAACCACGGCAGCGCGUUCGUGUGCGAGAUGCUCGGCACAUUCAUGCUCCUCCUCACCAUCAUGAGCAUGGAGCAAGCGCAAGCAUGCAGCGCCUCUCGUAGCAGCGUGAGCUUGCUACUCAUGCUCACGCGCUACAAAUUCAACCUGGCCGACGCCAACUUGAACGUGCUCGCGGCGCGCUUGUCGCCGAUCGUGGCCGACGCCGACUUGGAAAGACCCAAGGCACCGGCGAAGUCGAUGAAGGCGCCCGAGAUUGCGCUGCAGCAGGACACGAAGAAGCUCACGAAACACAUUACGAUACCAACUCGGAAAAGCGCACUCACGCUCAAUAAGUAG
Saprolegnia parasitica CBS 223.65 is the source of this 858-nucleotide messenger RNA. RefSeq lists its product as hypothetical. The transcript has 4 exons. Gene Ontology annotation, molecular function: water channel activity; glycerol channel activity. Gene Ontology annotation, biological process: water transport; glycerol transmembrane transport. Gene Ontology annotation, cellular component: plasma membrane. The record is from RefSeq and is a predicted model, not a curated record. Lineage: Eukaryota; Oomycota; Saprolegniomycetes; Saprolegniales; Saprolegniaceae. The coding region runs from base 1 to 858 and encodes 285 amino acids.